UCAUCGAGUCAACUAAAAACAAUCCAAAAUGACAGGCGUGCGGCGCUGGGGAUCGAGGUAGCCUGCCUGGUAGCGGCCUCGAGCGGAGUCUCGUCGUCUCCGGAGUCGCGGUACCCACCAAGGCGGCUUGACGGAGCUACACACACCUGCUGGUGCGCAUCGCCAGGCACGGCUGCGACGUCACGACGCUCUGACGACGGCCAUCGCGACGACGAGGGGCUGCCCUCGCAGCUUGACCCCACCGCAUCGACCUCCACCUCGACGUUGCAUCGACAACCUCAUCAGCAUCAGCAUCAGCAUCACCAUCACCAUCAUCAUCGCCAUCGACAUAGCCGCGACGAUGGAGAACCGAGCGGACUCUGCCCGUCCUGUGGUCAAAGACGCCGCGAAGAGAUCUACUACACCAUCGAGGAUUUGGACGCGAUCGAGGCAGCGCCUCUCGAGUCCCAACGAACGCCCACGUCGCAGAGGACCUGUAGCUGCGACACCGUCGACGGUAUCAGUGGCGAAAGGGAACGCGGUGAUCUUCGCAAGUACCGCAGCACCGACUCUAGGUGGAUCGACAGCAGUUUCCUCUCUCCCGAGGACGCGAUCUGGGACCUGAGGAGGCGUACCAGCGAGGGAACGGAGUUUCGAUGGGCUCUACACACGUCCAGCACCGAUUUGGACCUGGUGAAGAAGACGAAAUGCAGCUGCCACAGUCUAACCCCGGAGGAGAAAAAGCCGCAGGACGUGCAACGAGGGGACCUGAGGAAACACCACAGCGCCGAAACGGACAAGUGGUCGAUCAAGCCGGACUACCUGCAGACACCGAUGCACGAUUUGAGGAAACACAGCAGCGACGACACCAGGAUGGCCAGAGAAGCCAGGUGGCUUCAGGUUCCGGAAGUGUUGCCCAACCCGAAGCCAAGAUGCACGUGUCCGAAAUCAAAGGUGUUGGCCCCUUCGCCACCGGCCGAACCGCCAAAACCAUCGCCGCCACCGCCACCGCCAACGCCACCGCCAGUGGAACAAGUAGUAGAAAAACCUCCCGCGAUACUGGAGCCGGAGAGGAAGCUUUACUACUCCGCGUCUUUGGCCGUCGAACGACCGGAAGAACCGACCAUCGCGCCUGUCCCAGAGAAACCGGAACUGAAGAAGCACGCCAGCGAGGACACAAGGCUAGUGAGAACCGAGAGAGUCCGGGAGAGACCGAAGCUGGAACGAUCACACGCGAGAGUCGACAGUCAGAUGUCGAAGAAAUGGGGCGCAAAGGAGAAGGUGAUCAGUCCCGAGGAAGGGAAGAAACCUCGGCCAAAGUGGGCGAUGAAACCGCACUUCUCUUUGCCCGUCGAGAAGAAGGAUUCGAAAUGGAGGAGCCAAGACUCGACGGAGAGUUUCAAGAGCAAAAGCUUGAAGGAACGACCCAAGUACAGCAUCCGGAGGAGCAUGUCACCGGAACCGGAUCCACGUCAGAUAACGAAACUGGAGAACAGAAUCGUUCGACGAUUGAUAUCUCCGGAGAUCACCAUCAUGGACGCGAAAUGGGCUCCCUACGAGGACGCUUCUCCUUUGCCUACGAUCGGGAUCAAGAAACGUGAGCCAAAGCACAUCAGCGAGAUCAAGUGGUCCCCGUACGAGGAAUCGCCAAUGGACGGUGGUGGUGUUGGUGAUAGUUUCGCGGUUGAGGAACCGGAAGAGUCGAAAUCUUGGUCACCGUUUCAUCACGUGACACCUACUCAUCAUCCACCUCCAGAGGCGACACCCUGCCGUAGCGACGACGAAGAUUUUCGAUGGAGGAUUCUCAACCAGGUGUCAGCGUUCCCGAUCUAUCAAGGCGGCUGGAAGGACGAGUCACCCGAGAGGACACCGCCUAGAAAGCUACAAUCUCCGGUGGAUCUAUCUCCGCCGAUUUGGUCUCCUCAGGUUCCAGCUACUCCCGUGAAGAGGCAGAGAUCCCAGCAGCAGUACUCUCCACCUCCGCCGGUACAACGGAAGAGCAUCGUUAAGGGUCGCGGCUUGUCGAAGAAGAAGGCUCUGAGAGCCAGGUCGGAGAGUCAUCAGGCGGGCGGGGAUGAUAGAUUGAUGCCGCCUACGGUGUUGGUUCGUGCCGCUAGCGAGGAGCCGAAGAGCCGUCAAAGGCCUCAGUUGAUGAGAUCGAAGGCUUUGUUAGAGGUCCCUGUGCCGAUGGGUAUUACGAAGAGGUCGUUAAGCGAGGAAGUGCCCCGCACGCGAGGCCGUGAACGGCCACGUGCUCCUAAUAGAGCUCGCAGCGAGGAGGCACCCAAGUAUGAAGACCCAUGGUUCGCUAACGACAGCCUGCCAGUUGAGAAGACCGAGUUGCGGGAAUACGUGACGACGGUUUAAGUGGGGGAACAGAAGUUUGACGGUACUCGAAAUCGAGCCAAGGUAUUUUAGAAUUCAUUUGCGCCGCACCCUCGCCAGUAGAGGGUUCUAGUUAGCUCGCUUAGCUGUUUUCUACGGACAUACGAACCGAUCAGGUGUGUACAUUAAACAGAUUUCCUGCAACUGCGAUCAUUAUUUUUCAUCUCUGAGCCGCAUUCGCCUUUUUUAAAUUGCACCAUCGACGCGCGAUGAGAUGGUGGUCGUUCAGAAUCGUAGAGAAACCGUGAUUCAUGAGAGCGAACCAAGGUGACGGAUGAACGUAAACGGCUAGAGGUUCGAGUCGCGACGAUCAUACACUUCGUUGGCCUACGAAACGAAGAUUACAAAAUCGAAGGAGCAACUAUAAUUAGUCGAGGAGUCAACGAUUCUUUCUGUAAAAGAAAAUAAGAAACGAUAAAAUCGAGAGGCUAGGGGUCAAGGACUGAUUAAUAUCGAGUUCGCGUGGCGUAGCUGAAGGGUCUCGAACGAUAACGACGACCCCUUCAGCUUAUUAAAACGAACAAUUUUCAGCUCGAAACUGAACUUUUCAUCGGCAACACUGAGCACCGAAAAGUACAGCUCGACGCGGUUGUCCAGUCUGUGACGACCAAAUGACAGUUCACGUAGGGUGUUUAAGCGAUAACGAUAGCCAAUAACGUAAUUAACACAGUCGAGCGUAAUCUUCGAUUUAAAAAUAACAAAAUAAAAAUGAAACCGCAUUAAUAAUACGAGCUUAGGUGUUUAAGUAUAGCUGAUACGAAUAUCGAAUAAAUCGUGCGGUUUUCGUGUUGCUGAAAUCAAAGUUAUCGUAUCGAAAACGGAAAGGAAAAUGAAACCAAAAACGAACAACUCGAUUCGAGUACACCAUGGUGUAAUACUUCUAAAAAAAAAAAAAAAAAAAAAAUGGGACGUUGGAAAUAAACCAAAGUUCGUUCGGUGAGUCGUCGGUGCUCGACGAGGACACCUUUGUUACAUAUUCCUUUCUUUUGCUAUAUAUAAUACAAUGAAAAUUGCAGAACGAUCCGCUUGAAAAAUGGAUCCCUCGUGAUCCGUAGAUCGUUAGCGAAUAUCGUGCAUACGCAUAAUUAAGUUCUAACGUGAAGAAAAAAAGAAAACAAAAAACAAAAGGGGGUCGCUAAUAUGGCGGCUGAGGUAAACGACAUUUAGCAGCCCUCGUGUGCCGGCGCGUGCAAUAUUAAUUAGGAUUAUACAUUUACCAGUUCAUUGAAUAGCCAGUUAAGGAUGGGGUACUAAGUAUUAAGCGAAACAACGCGAUCAUCUUGUAAAGUUUAACCUUAUCGACGGCUGCACUUUACUUUACCCCAACUGUUCGCCAUUUUAGUUGCCAUUACGCCUGCGAUUCGAUACGUUUUUUGCAGAAAACGCGAUCCCUCCAGGAUUUUCGAGUACUGUAUACAUACACGCAUAUAUAUAUUAUAAAUAUAUGCUCUCUAUACACGCGUCUGCCGGUCUCUUGCCGGCUUCUUCAGCCACGAUCGUUUUAGAUUUUUGAUAUUCGAUUGCAAGGUGAUUCGGAUGUGUUUCUCUGGAGACGGAGGAAGCCUCGAUUGAAAGUGUAUUUUGUAUUUCGAUUUGAAUUCCGAUCAUCCACCGAUAAACCAGUGCUUCGAACAAUACAACUUAGGCUUCUCUUUGUUAACACGUUCAAUUUUUAGGCUCAUCACAAAUUCUUUAUAAUUGUUUGACAAUUAACCAACCGUAUCAUUAAUAAAUAUACUUGUUCAUUUCCAUCGGGAUGGUUAAUGCGUUUAAUUGGAAAAAUAAAAUGAUCGUGUUUGAAUAAUUACAAUUACGUUACGUCUGAUACGAAUUUUGGGUUAAAGGAGUUAAUUAGGAAAAGCCUAAGUGAUUUACCCUCGCGAGACGCGUGUUAUUCAUGCGUUGCAAAUACAUUCGAGCAUCGUCUUACACAGUCAGAUUUUGUACAUAUUUUUAAUAAUGUGUGAUAGCUGUAAUUGUACACCACGGUGGCAGACUAAUGAAAGGAAACAAAAAUAAACGACGAUGAUGAAGUUUUCUAAAUAUUCGGGUCUUCCUCCCGUUCAGUUCAGGUCCGGUCGUUCUUAAUAUUCUUUAUUUCUUCGUUCAGCCGUUCGUUUCCCUCGCGGUUUCUCGAUGUCGUCUCGUGUUAAGAAGAACCCCUUGCGAAUACACUUCCGGUGCCGAGGAGGCCGUAUCAUUGUCGCGGGUUAUCGAAACAAACGAAAUGAAAAAAAAAAACCAUUCCUGUGACUGACACGCGUUACAAUCGGCCGUACGAAUAAAAAUCGAAGCUUUCAGCUCGAGAACGGAAGCUGAGGCAUUCCGAAACUUCCGUUUACCUCGGGAUCGAACGACUCUUUCUGUUCGUGCGGCUCGAUAUGCUGUCGCCACGAAAGAAAAAGAAAAAGUUACAAAAAAAAAGAGAAAAAUUAAAAGAGAGAAACUCACAGAGAUAGAAAUUAUUUUCUAAAGAAAAUGCGUGAAACAGGAGAGAAAGGGAACGAAUGAGAGUGAGAUUUAGAGCGAAAGGAUGAUAGAAUUAUUUAAGAAAAGGGGGUGAAAUAUCGACGAUAAGCUUGCGCAGGAAUCGUGCGAGGUGCGAAAGAAGAUCAACCAAAAAAAAAAAAAAAAAGAUGAAAGUGAGCCAAAAAAAAAUACCAAAAAAAGAAAAAUUCCUUGCUUUCUCCGGCGAGAUCUCGUGCUAGCGAAUUUUUUCUAUAAAACUGCGUGUGUUUUAAACGAGGACGAACAAACCAAAAUGAGAUGCAACAAGCAUAAAAGAGAGAUUACCAAGAAACAAAGAGAAAAAAAAAAAUGAAAAAAAUAUGUAUCUAACUGCGCGCC
Messenger RNA from Osmia lignaria (orchard mason bee), 5211 nucleotides. RefSeq lists its product as uncharacterized. The record is from RefSeq and is a predicted model, not a curated record. NCBI's taxonomy places the organism in Eukaryota, Metazoa, Arthropoda, Insecta, Hymenoptera, Megachilidae.